Manacus vitellinus (golden-collared manakin) is the source of this 3218-nucleotide messenger RNA. It is a transcript of the gene GUCY1A2, whose product is annotated as guanylate cyclase 1 soluble subunit alpha 2. Gene Ontology annotation, molecular function: heme binding; guanylate cyclase activity. The coding region runs from base 1 to 1935 and encodes 644 amino acids. The record is from RefSeq and is a predicted model, not a curated record. The transcript is spliced from 8 exons. Gene Ontology annotation, cellular component: guanylate cyclase complex, soluble. Gene Ontology annotation, biological process: response to oxygen levels; cGMP biosynthetic process. Lineage: Eukaryota; Metazoa; Chordata; Aves; Passeriformes; Pipridae.
AUGACAUUCAUCAGUGAUGAAAUAUGGCAAACUGAGAAGCCUCAGACUAUUCGGCAAACUCUUCAAAAGACACUGCAGUAUUUUGAACAUCAAGUUAUUGGUUACAGGGAUGCAGAGAAGAAUUUUCACAAUAUAUCAAACAGAUGCUCCUAUACAGACUGCUCUGGUAAUGAAGAAACUGAGGAUGUCUCAGGAAUUCUCCAGUGUACGGCUAAUGUACUUGGUCUGAAGUUUGAGGAAAUGCAAGAAAAGUUUGGGGAGGAAUUCUUCAAUAUCUGCUUUGAUGAGAAUGAAAGAGUUCUUCGAGCUGUAGGUGGGACCCUUCAAGACUUCUUCAAUGGCUUUGAUGCUUUGCUGGAGCAUAUUAGAACUUCAUUUGGAAGACAGGCCACCCUGGAAUCCCCUUCUUUCCUAUGCAAAGAACUCCCUGAAGGCAAUCUCAUGCUUCAUUACUUUCACCCACAUCAGAUUGUGGGAUUUGCAAUGACAGGAAUGAUAAAAGCAGCAGCAAAGAAGAUUUACCACUUGGAAGUGGAAGUAGAACAGGUCACAAAUGAUAAGUUGUGUUCAGAGGGGACAAACCCAGGUAACUGCAGUUGUCUGACUUUCCUUAUCAAAGAACAUGAAAAUGCAAAUAUCACAAAAGCACUUCCACCAGGAACUUCCCACUCCCCUUUAGACCUGAGGAUUAGCAUCAGCACCUUCUGCAGAGCUUUCCCCUUUCACCUGAUGUUUGAUCCAAACAUGCUGGUUCUCCAGCUUGGAGAAGGUCUUAGGAAGCAGCUCAGAUGUGACACUCAUAAAACCCUGAAAUUUCAAGACUGCUUCGACAUAGUUUCUCCUAAAAUCAGUGCCACAUUUGAACGAGUUCUCCUGAGAUUAUCUACUCCCUUUGUCAUUCGGACCAAACUUGAGGAUUCCGACUCUGAAAAUAAAGAUAAGGUGAUGGAAAUUAAAGGACAAAUGAUUCAUGUACCAGAAUCAAAUUCGAUUUUGUUUCUUGGUUCCCCAUGUGUGGAUAAGCUGGAUGAACUGAUGGGCCGAGGCCUCCAUCUUUCAGACAUACCUAUCCAUGAUGCUACUCGUGAUGUCAUAUUGGUUGGGGAACAAGCAAAGGCACAGGAUGGCUUGAAAAAACGAAUGGAUAAGCUGAAGGCAACACUAGAAUGUACACACCAAGCUCUGGAAGAGGAGAAAAAGAAGACAGUAGAUCUCCUUAUUUCUAUUUUCCCUGAAGAAGUGGCUCAGCAAUUGUGGCAGGGGCAGCAGGUUCAGGCCAGGAAGUUUGAUGAUGUCACCAUGCUCUUCUCAGACAUUGUCGGCUUCACUGCCAUCUGUGCUCAGUGCACGCCCAUGCAGGUCAUCAGCAUGCUGAACGAGCUCUACACGCGGUUUGACCAUCAGUGCGGAUUCCUGGACAUCUACAAGGUGGAAACAAUAGGCGAUGCAUACUGUGUUGCUGCAGGGCUCCAUAAGAAAAGCCUUAGUCAUGCUAAAGCCAUUGCCCUAAUGGCAUUGAAGAUGAUGGAGCUUUCAGAAGAGGUUCUCACUCCCGAUGGAAGCCCUAUUAAGAUGAGGAUAGGCAUUCACUCAGGUUCAGUGCUGGCCGGUGUUGUUGGCGUAAGAAUGCCACGCUAUUGCCUCUUUGGGAACAAUGUCACCCUUGCAAGCAAGUUCGAGUCAGGAAGUCACCCACGCCGCAUCAAUGUCAGUCCCACCACGUACCAGCUUUUGAAAAAGGAAGAAAAUUUUAUUUUUAUCCCUCGUUCCCGUGAAGAGCUUCCAGAAAACUUUCCAAAGGAAAUUCCUGGGAUCUGUUACUUCCUUGAGGUCAGAAGUGGUCAGAAGCCGCCAAAACCCUCCAUCACAUCUGCCAGAGUGAGAAAGGUUUCUUACAACAUUGGCACCAUGUUCCUCCGGGAGACUAGCCUAUGAGGCCUGCUGCAGAUCAAAGACUCGUCAAAAAAGCACAAGCCCAGAACUGGGUCAUGACAGGGGAGUUGGAAGUUCUUUGUAUGUCUCUGCUUUGUUCUGAACAGGCGGUAAAAGCUCCAUGAAAUGUCAGGCAAUAAUCAUUUUAAAAGGUGGGUGACUGCUGUCAGUAAACAAAGUGGAGAUAGGAAAAAAAAUAUUAAGCAAUUUAUUUCCACUUCCAGAGGAAUUUCUUUCAUAAACUUCAGUCUGGCCCCUCUAUGGCAAACAAAACAAAACAACACCCCAACUCUCAAAUUAGAGGUUGGUUUUGUUUUGUGCGGAAAUGAUGGUGGUUCUCUGUAGAUUUGCACCAGCUAAGCAGAAUUGAGAGUCAGUUCUGAUUAUGCAUUCCUACAUUUAAUGUGUUCUUCAGUAAGGUAAUGAUGUUUUUUAACUUUAUGAACAAGCAUUUCAUACAUGUACUGUAGAGCUGUUGUAACCUUCCUGGCAGGAGGAAUUAUAAUUUAAUACAAAUAUUGUAGGAAUUUUACCUAUUUUUAUACAUAUUUCAGUUUCUGGAUAAUUACAUUCCACAUACUGUAAGCUGAGUGAGCUUAGAUAGCUUUUCCGAAGAAGUUGCUGUGUAUUUCAUACAUUUUACCAAUCAAAUGUAUUAUUAUACAAGUAGGAAGAAGGCAUUUCUUGACUUUUUUUGGCAACAAAAAUACCAAUAUUUUACAGGAAAAAGAUCCCACUUUGGUAAAUCUCUUUACCUGAUGUUUAUGCUAAAGCUUUAGAUGAGCAUUGUCUUCUUAUAUAAAAUAAUGUUCAGUAUUUGUCGUACAGUGCUGUAUGUCUAGUCUUUCCAGAACAAUGCAAACAAAGUGCAGAAGAUCAAUAUGUGGACAAACAGAAAAGUUCUCUGCAGUGGGGCUUGUUUGCCCUCUAAAUUAUCAGUCAAAAUGAAUUUUGGUAGAAGCCCUGAACUUUUUUUAAAAAUUUGGUCUUGUGAAAACUUAUUCUGAGGAAUUCCAGCAGACACUGGAAGCUCUCUGGGUACUAGUUUUCCACAUUUUUUAUUUGGACUUGUACUUCUAGUCCAGAUUGAUUAUUUCAAAUCCAAUCUGUUAAUAAUGAUUGGUCAUAUGGAAAUUUCCUCUGUUGCUGGAUUGGCUUGAAGGUCUCCUGCUUUAUCUAAUGAAGAUCAAAAAACCACCAAAAAGAGGAAGGCAGUACUUUCCCUGGUUAAUGCAAAUGGCAGUUCAAGAUUUAGAUUAGUCCAGGUCAAUUGAAAAAAAAAAAAA